AUGAUACAACUCCAUCAUCAUCAUCAUCAUCUAUACCAACUCAGUUAUCAUCUAUACAACUACUACAAAGCAUUUUAUUCCUCAAGAAACAAUACCAAAGUUCAAGAAACAGAUAGAUGGAAGUGUGAUAGUGUUGACAAGAUUGGAGCCUCAAACCAAAGUGAAGAAGAACAAGAAGAAUAA
Messenger RNA from Cavenderia fasciculata, 183 nucleotides. RefSeq lists its product as uncharacterized. The record is from RefSeq and is a predicted model, not a curated record. The transcript has a single exon. The coding region runs from base 1 to 183 and encodes 60 amino acids. NCBI's taxonomy places the organism in Eukaryota, Evosea, Eumycetozoa, Acytosteliales, Cavenderiaceae.